Colletotrichum graminicola M1.001 is the source of this 276-nucleotide messenger RNA. RefSeq lists its product as uncharacterized. The transcript has 2 exons. The record is from RefSeq and is a predicted model, not a curated record. Bases 1 to 276 code for a protein of 91 amino acids. NCBI's taxonomy places the organism in Eukaryota, Fungi, Ascomycota, Sordariomycetes, Glomerellales, Glomerellaceae.
AUGGGGACCAAAGGGAAGAAUCCCGAGAAGGAGACCGGCAACACCCCAAAGACUGGCAGGCCGACUCAGACCGACGGCAACGACGCCAUGGAGCAGCUUCUCGAAAAGACCCAAUCAUUCCACAUGGGUGCUGCUCUUGUGCCGGCCGAAGAGAAGGCGGUUAACGUGAACGCCAAGUGCAAGGGCGCCUUUGCGGUUGCGGCCGCGCAGGAUAACUGGGACCUCUUGGAGGUGAAGAGGAUUGUUGCGGAGGCGAAGCGCGAUUUCUAUGGUUGA